Cucurbitaria berberidis CBS 394.84 is the source of this 1237-nucleotide messenger RNA. RefSeq lists its product as uncharacterized. The transcript has a single exon. The record is from RefSeq and is a predicted model, not a curated record. The coding region runs from base 306 to 1070 and encodes 254 amino acids. Lineage: Eukaryota; Fungi; Ascomycota; Dothideomycetes; Pleosporales; Cucurbitariaceae.
GAGCGUGCCCCGCUGCGUUUGGCGAAUAGUGGGAUCCGGGGAGGGUGAAGGAUGAUGAGCUGUCUCAAGGUUGGGUCGGGAGGAUGACGAUGCUGGUGGCAACAACUGCAAAGGGCGUGUGGACGACAACGGCCGCUGGCUUGCGACUACAUGGGUAAUCUUGACGAUGCGUUUCAUGACUCAAGACCCGGUGCUGCAGGCUGGCAAGCGGCUCUCUCUUGGGUCUGGCAGCCAGACGCCCAUGGACGGGGGAGCUUGUAGUCUACUAGACAGCCGAUGCGACUUCAGACGGCGACGAACCUGACAUGUUGAUGCCGCCAGCCAGACAGCGGCCUCCUGCGUUGAGCAGCGCAGCCGCAUUAGAUAGACGGACGGCAGCACUGGGCGCCCCGUCACCGGCCCCGCCAAUGAGUGAGGCGCGCACAGAGAAAAGCUUCCAGAAGGCUUCGAUGCACACUGAGGUUUUCGAGUGGGGAGGCAGAGGGGGCGCUAUCGCUCUUUUCGUCUCGAGUAGUCCAAUCAUGCCAGCCUACGGCCUUUGUGCAUCGUUCCUCCACACCACACUACCUACACACUACACACUACAUACCCUCUCUCUCUCUCUCUCUCUCGACAGCCUUGGUCCCCGACAUCACCCUCUCCAUCGACAACCUGAGUGCGCCCGAUGCUGCUCGCAGUGCGGCCGAUUCUGCGAGUGCGCUGCUUGCGACACUGACGCUCACGUCUCCAACGAACGACCCACCCCUGCGUCUGCGACCUGCCUCUCCGCACCCGCUCGCUCGCUCAUUCACUCACUGCUGUGCUCCGUGGCCAGUCGGUCUGCAUCUCAAACACCCUGCAGCGCCAUCGACGACCGCUGCAAAGCCGUUGCGCUGCUGCUGCUGUCGUCGCUCUCGUUCGCAUUGAGACGCAGCUGCCGUCCUGUGCCCUCCCGCCAUCGCACCUUCCUCCAAACGUCGCUACCCGCCUUACCUGUCUGGCUGUCGCUUUCGCCGUUCGCGCCUCCCGCAUUCCUUGUAAACAGCCUCAGACAUUGUGUGCCAUUGCCGCCGCAUCGCUGCGAUUCCUAGACCUGCCUUUGACGUCGCCGUUUCACAUUGCAUCGCACACUAACGCGCCCACUCCCGCCUCCCAUCGCUGUACCUCCCCCACGCUCCCACGCUUCUGCUUUGUUCUGCAGCGCCCCUGCACCACCAUCUCGUUGCAGUUGGAACCUGCAAUCUGGUCAUAGAUUGAA